UCUGCUUUUUACAUUCACAGUGUUGUUUUCUGUGAGACACUGAAAGUCCGUCUCAAUUUCCAGGUUUCUUCAUUUCCAUUUUUAGGUCUCGGUGCUUGACAGCAAGGUCUCAGGGACCAUAAUGGCUUCUCCAGCUUCUGAUGGAUAUAUCCAAGAAAAAGGACUUAGCACCUGGAGUCUUGUUCUGUCUUAAUACAGCAUUGGGUUAGAUGUACGACUUGAAGUCAGCAUGUCUUUGAAAAGUGGACAUCUCUUCACACUCUUCUUCUUUAUACUGUCCGUCACAGGAAUUCAAGACAGAAGAAGGCUAAACCCAUUAGAGACUCUUGAUGCUAGCAGCUUAACAAACCAAAACGCACCAAAGCAGAAUUCAGGGGUCAGAACUAUAUUUGAAAUGGAAAAGCAUCGCGUCAGGAGGUCAGAUUUCUUCCACUCGGAGGUGAAAGUAUGUCCACAGGAGACAAUGAGAGAGGUCAUAGCCAGCCAUCGAACAUUCUACACACUGAGAGUUUGCCAGGAGGCUGUAUGGGAGGCUUUCCGGAUCUUUUUGGACAGAAUUCCCAGCAACUCGGAGUACCAGACAUGGGUCCACACAUGCCAGCACAACUCCCUGUGCAUCUCAGAUCUUGCCAUGAAUUUCAGCCAUUCGCAGGAACACGUAGACAUGGUCUACAGGAGGUUGAAUAAGAAUAGUGAAACAUUAGAACGAAAUAUAAGUGAAGAGCCAGCAACCAUUGAAGCACAAGAAAUGGAAGGUUCAGAGGAAGUCCUGACUGAAGCAGCAGUACAUGAAUUUGUUCCCACAGCUGAAUCUACUACUAUCCGCACUACAAGAGACACCUCUACUGCCUCACAGGAGUUGGAUCUUCACAAUGUGGUUCCAGAGCAGCCAGUACAUCAUGUCAUAGAGUUCAGCGUUACACUGUUGGACCACGGGUAUCAAGAGAUACUGAGAGUUGCCGAUUCACCUCAGUACCAUGACCUGUCACAGCAUCUUCAAGAUCAGAUGCAACACGUUUUCAAAGACCUACCUGGAUUUAUGGAUGUCCACGUGUUAAGAAUUAGCGAGGCGGAAGAGCCUGAAGGGGCUGGAGGAAUAUCAGCAGUCUACUCGGCUGUUUUUGAGACUAUUGUACCAACCAUUGCUGAUGAAAGUCUUGGCACAGUUGUUUCAUCUACAGGACCAAGUCUGAAGGACAUGAUAGUUAAAGCACUGAGCAAAAAGACCUCUCUUCUUGAUCUUAAUUCACUGAUAUUUGAGACAGGCAAAGACCAACCCUCAACCAGAACGCCUGUCACUGAGGUUUCUGAAGACAUAGUAACUGAGUCCUCUGAUCGAGAUUCAUAUGGUGACCUCAGUUUUCCAACAAAAGAAACGAAGGUUGAAGUUCCUCUUCCCUCAGAUGGCGAUGAGAAUGUUUUGGAGACCAUUUUACACACAACUGUAGACACAGACAGCACCACAACAACAAAAUCAACAGUUGAACCUGAGAAUGAGGCAGUCAUUAUUCACCAGCUUGAAACUAUUAAAGGGGAAACUGGUGAGCUCAUAAAAGAAACUUUUCAAGUUCCACCAGUAGAGGAAGCUCCUGCUGACGAUGACAGCAAACCAGUUGUUAUUGUUGAUAAAGACAACAAUCUGGCUCCAACAUCUUCAGCUGCUAUCUCAGCAUUCCCCUCGAGUGGAGAACAGCCUAUAACUACAGAGAAACCUACACCCGAGAGUGACUUUAGUCAAAACACAAUACCAGAAGAUGAUAUCAUGUUUAACCCAGUAACCACCACGCACAAUUUGUUCACCACCGCUACAACCGUAAGUCUUGGGUCUGAACAACCAAAGUUGGCUGUCACAACCGACUUCACCAUCACCCUACAACCUUCAACUGAACCAAUUGAUCCAAUAACUGAAGUUACAGAUUCUAAUGAAAUUCCAGAGGUGCCUCACACAGUAAUUGUACUAAAGGAGGAAGAUACCAAAAUGGUGAUGGCUGAACCAGUGGAAGAAACUAAGUCUGAGGUUGAUUUACCCAAGGUAAAGGUUGUGACAACAGAAACUGUGGAAGUGACUGGAUCUGAUGGAGUAAUUGAAGAUACUGUUGUUUUAGAAGAUCAGGUAUUCCGACCUGAAGUGACUAUGGUAACAGAAUCUCAUUCAGAGUAUAGCACAUUAGAACCUGUGAUAACGACCGUAGCACCAGAACCAGAUGAAGAUUGGAUUGGAAAAUCAACUAAACAGGAUGAAGUAGCAGAACGAGAGGGAAAAGUUUUAGAGGAAGAAACAGAGGUCCUUAUAGAAUCAAAAGAAGACGUUGAAGAACAUAAAACUGACGAGGAGAUUAAAGUGAGAGAAGAGGAGGAUGUUCAGGUAACUAGAAACCCAGGAACUGAGGCAGUACAACCCAAGGAGGAACCUCGUUUAACAGAACUUGAAGAAGAGGGUGAGGUGGUGGAACCUGAGAGAGAAGCUGAUGAAUCAAAGUCUUCUGAUGUGGUAGAAUAUGAGGAAGGCAUCAAAACUGAAGAGCCUGAUGUGGAUGUGGCAAGUGAAGUCCCCAAACCUACUGAAGGUUCAACAGAACCUCCUGCACAGAUGAUUAAGAUUAUACCAAAAGAGAUUUCUGUGACAGAAAUUUACUUUGAGAACAUUGACUAUUACCAACCUGUAAGUGAUAAUUUGCCCUUUGUGCCAGUUGACAGUGUUCAACCAGAAAUGGACGUUGGUAAACCUGAAUAUGUGGAAGACUUUGGGCUUGAGGAUCCAAACUCCAAAACUGAGGUUACUGAGGGAGUUCUUGAGAUACCAGAUAUGGUUAUCGAGGACACCACCACAAAACCAGAAGUGGCUGAUGUUCACCCUACUGUAUCAACUGCCUCAGAAUCUCUAUCUGAAAUGGUCACACAAUCAGCUUCGAAGAAAGAUGAGGACUUACCAUCUGUUGUUGGCGAUACUGAGGAGCCACAUCUCACGGAUAUAGAGGAAGACACUAAGACAGAGGUUGUCCUUAUAGAACAAGAGGAAGAAAAUGCAUCACUGCCCAUUGAUAUACUUGCAACGGAUACACCUUGGACAACUGCACCUGCAGGCCAUGAUCUUUUUGAAGUAGUCCUAACAGAUGUAUCAAUCGUUACUCCGACAUCUUUGGAACAGGAUUAUGAUUCACCAACUGAAAAUGGACAAUCAACUGUUGUCCAGGACGUUGUAUUUAAAGAGUCCGAAAAUGACAAAGUGCUGAAUGUGGAAACUGAGGACCCAUUUACUGAUUUAAAAGACCUAGCCACGGAGUUAGACCAAAUAGAUGUAGUAAGUACUGAGACCAUUGACCUCUUGAGUUAUGACAAUGCAUAUUCUUUUCCAAAUGAAGGAUAUCCCUUGGAGACAACAAAAGUGCCAUCACUAACGUACUUCACAACUCCCUCAAUGACCACAGCGAGCAAAGGCAAGGAACUAAUUGUGUUUUUCAGUUUGCGUGUCACAAACAUGAUGUUCUCUGAAGAUCUUUUCAAUAAGAGCUCAACAGAAUACCGAUCUUUGGAAAACAGAUUUAUUGAACUGCUACUUCCAUAUCUACAGUCUAACCUAACAGGCUUUAAGCAGUUAGAGAUCCUUAACUUCAGAAAUGGAAGUGUGGUGGUCAACAGCAAGGUGAAAUUUGCCAAGUCUGUGCCGUACAACAUUACUCAGGCUGUCCAGCAUGUCUUGGAGGAGUUUUGUGAUGCUGCAGCCCAGGGUUUGGACAUAGAGAUUGACAGCCAUUCCCUAGACAUAGAACCAGCUGAUCAAGGUGACCCUUGCAAGUUUCUUGCCUGCAACGAGUUUUCGAAGUGCGUGGUGAACUUCUGGACAAAGGAAGCACAAUGUUUAUGUGACCCAGGCUACGUAACGCUGGAAGGACUGCCAUGUCAGAGCCUCUGUGUGGUUCAGCCUGAUUUCUGUCUCAAUGGAGGAGAGUGUGAGAUUGUACCAGGGCAUGGUGCCGCUUGCAGAUGUCCUGUAGGUAAAUUCUGGCAAUUUAUCGGGGAGAGAUGUGCAGAGCUGGUCUCCGUGUCAGUAGACCCCUUUCUUUCCCUAGUGUGCCUCGUGGGGGUGCUCGCCUUUCUUUAUGCCAUCAUUUCUCUCUUGUUAUCUAUGUGCAGGAUAUGUGUACGGACCAGAAAGACACUAACUCUAGUAGGCCGAGACCAGACCACCAUUCCAGGCCUGACGAGUUAAUCACAGAUGAUCUCCACAUUAUGAUACUGUCACUGAGAAGUGGGACGAGUCAUGCUGUCUUCCAAUGGUGCUUGUCCAGCCAUUAAAAGAUGUUUAAAAGACUUCCCAUGAUCCCACAACUCAUGAAGAUUGUAGAAUGAGUGGCCAAACAUCCUGAACAGAUGGAUAGCCAAGUUGAGUUGCUAUUGGUUAAUAUGUUACAUGUCGUUCUCAUGAGAACGUUAAGAAACGCGACUGGAUUUCAGGUAGAAUGUUUUCACAAGGCAGAAAUGAUUAAGGGUUUCCUCACAAUGAGGAAAUUGUUCUUGUCUGAUCAUAAAGAAUACACUGUUAAAAUGUUCUCAUAGUUUGGAACAUAUUUGUGAUUUUGAUGUGUAAUAAUUAUAAAUGGUCUUACAUGCAUAGCGAAUACCUUUUUUUUUUUUUGUCUUUUAGAAUGGUUGUCUUGAGAAAAAGAGAACUUUGUUGCAAACAUUCUUUGAUUGAAUGUUAAAUAGCACCAAACAUAAAAUAAAGUGUGCUGCAAAAAAAUGACA
Molecule: messenger RNA, 4746 nt
Organism: Rhinichthys klamathensis goyatoka
Lineage: Eukaryota; Metazoa; Chordata; Actinopteri; Cypriniformes; Leuciscidae
Product: interphotoreceptor matrix proteoglycan 1
Exons: 18
Coding region: 230-4210 (1326 amino acids)
Biological process (GO): visual perception
Source: RefSeq, a predicted model, not a curated record